This is a messenger RNA of Parnassius apollo (apollo), 273 nucleotides long. The record is from the annotation of a GenBank genome assembly. NCBI's taxonomy places the organism in Eukaryota, Metazoa, Arthropoda, Insecta, Lepidoptera, Papilionidae.
AUGUCGGACAAAAAACGCAGUCCUAACUGGCCAAUGUCGGAAAAGGUGUUGCUUGUGGAUUUAGUGGCUGAACAUUUCAGUGUAGUAGAAAAUAAGCGUACCGAUGCUGUUACUAUGAAACAGAAAACUGCAGAGUGGGUAAAAAUAUCGGAAGAAUUUAAUUCCCAAACCACUUUUGGAUAUAGGGCUGCAGAAAAAGUAAAAGCACAGUGGGAAAGUCUGAAAAAAACCACCAAAAAAGAAUCGUCUGCUGAAAGGCAAACCUUGAUUUAA